GAGCCGGGUGGUGCUAAGUAAACCGGACCUUAAAAAACAACCGCUAGGGCGGCGCCUGUGGCUCAGUGAGUAGGGCGCCGUCCCCAUAUACCGAGGGUGGCAGGUUCAAACCCAGCCCCGGCUGAACUGCAACCAAAAAAUAGCCGGGAGUUGUGGCGGGCGCCUGUAGUCCCAGCUGCUCGGGAGACUGAGGCAGGAGAAUCGCUGAAGCCCAAGAGCUAGAGGUUGCUGUGAGUCCUGUGACAUCAUGGCACUCUACUGAAGGUGGUAAAGUGAGACUCUGUCUCUACAAAAAAAAAAAAAACAACCGCUAAGAACCACAGCUGUUCUUCGCAAACUGCCGGACGCCACUGGACUCGCUCACAAGUCGCGGGGUUUGUGUGACAUAUUCAGGUAGACCUCAGCCUCGGGGCUAGCACACGACAGAGCUGCAGUUACGAAGCAGAAACUAGAAUCCAGGCAGCGGCACAGCAGGGACAGAAACGCCCUCGAAAGCUCCGGGUUCCAGUUUCCAUCAGGAGCUGUUCCAGGCCGAGGGACUCCGAGGUGCCAAAGCUCGGGGCCUCUAGGUUCCGUGGUCCUGAAAUAACAAAGUACCAAGGUUCGGGGGUCCCGAGGUUCCGGGAUCUGGGAUUCCGGCGAACAGCAACAGAAGUGGCACCGGCCCCAGACCGGUGGACCCGUCCCAAGACGCUCCGCGCCGAAGCCCAUUGGCCAGCGGCCUGCCCGCACUGCCCACGUGGACGCGGCACGUGACGCGUCCCGGAAGUCACCCGGCAGCUGGGCCCAGGCACCCGAGGUUCGGCUGUGCCAGUGGCGGGUGGCGGCGGCAGCGGCGGCAUGUUCACGGCGGGAGCAGAGAGUCUGCUCCGGCAGGCCAGGGAGGUCCAGGAUGAGGAACUGCAGAGGUUCUGUUCCCGGAUCAGUGUACUGCUGCAAGAGGAAAACUUGGGGCCUGAUGCUAUUGACUCUCUGCGGAGGCUUUUCCUCAUUGUCUCAGCCACCAAGUACAACCGGAGGCUGGAGAAGACAUGUGUAGACCUGCUGCAGUCCACCCUCUGCCUGCCUGUGUGCCCCGAGCCGCUCCAGGUUCUCUGUGCCGCCAUCCUAAAAGAGAUGUCACCCUCCGACAGCCUGAGCCUGUCCUGUGACCGCACCCAGAACACCUGGCAGCUGAGCCUGGUGGCCUCCGUGCUCUUGGCCCAGGGCAACAGGAGAGAUGAGGUCAGAACCGUGGCUCAGCACAUCCUGAGAGCCCUGGAGAGCCGGCAGCCUGAAGGGCCCAGCCUGAGGCACCUUCUCCCCAUCGUGUCAAAGGUUGUGGGCCUCAGCCCUGGCAUCCUCCAGGAGGACCAGACCACCCUGCUCAGCAAGAAACUCAUUGACUGGCUUCGAUACGCCAGCAUCCAGCAAGGGCUCCCACACUCUAGUGGCUUCUUCUCUGCAUCCAGGGCCCGGCAGCCAGGCCCCAUCACUGAAGUGGAUGGGGCAGUGGCCACAGACUUUUUCACGGUGCUGUCCAUGGGCCACCACUUUACGGAGGACCAAUGGCUGAAUGUGCAGGCUUUCUCAAUGCUACAGGCCUGGCUACUGCACGGCAGCCCUGAGGGCCCGGGUGCCCCAGACACAGAUGACAAGUCGGAGCUGGAGGGCUCUACCCUAUCAGUGAUUUCUGCCACUUCUGCCACCAGCCGCCUGCUGCCCCCCCGGGAGCGGCUAAGGGAGGUGGCCUUUGAGUACUGCCAGCGCCUCAUUGAGCAGAGCACCCGACGAGCUCUGAGGAAGGGGGACUCAGACCUGCAGAAGGCCUGCCUGGUGGAGGCCGUGCUGGUCCUGGACGUGCUGUGCCGGCAGGACCCCUCCUUCCUGUACCGUACCAUCUCCUGCCUGAAGGCUCUGCACGGGCGGCUGAGUGGGGAUCUGGCCUCUGUGCGGGUGCUGCUGCCACUGGCCCACUUUUUCCUGACACAUGGAGAGGCAGCUGCAGUGGACUCAGAAGCCAUCUACCAGCACCUGUUCACCAGGGUCCCGGCCGAGCGCUUCCACAGCCCCUUGCUGGCCUUUGAGUUCAUCCAGUUCUGCAGGGACAACCUGCACCUGUUUGGCGGGAAUCUCAGCGUCCUCAAACUGACUUUCCCUAACCUCUUUAAGUUCCUGGCCUGGAAUAGCCCACCCCUCACCUCAGAGUUUGUGGAGCUCCUGCCAGCUCUGGUGGACUCUGGCACAGCUGUGGAGAUGCUACACUCGCUGCUGGACCUGCCCUGCCUGACCGCAGCCCUAGACCUGCAGCUCAGGCAGGGCCCGAAUCAGACUCUGGGUGGCCUGUGCCAAAAGCCCAUGUCUCACCUGGCCUCAGACAUCUGCACUAACAGGUCGUGGCCAUCUGCAUCCGAGAGGCCACUCUGGGAUACCUCCCUCAGGAUCCCCAGCUGCCUGGAGGCCUUCCGGGACCCACAGUUUCAGGGUCUUUUCCAGCACCUGUUGCGCCCCAAGGCCAGCGGCACCAUAGAGAGGUUGGCACCACUCUACCAGUUGCUGCAGCCCAUGGCCAGCUGCGCUCGGGUGGCCCAGUGUGCUGAGGCCGUGCCCACCCUGCUCCACAUGUUCUUUUCAGCAGUGACCCAGGUCACCAAUGGGUCCCUGACCAACCAGCUGGCACUCCUGCUCCUAGAGAGAAGUGACUCACUUUACCAAGUCCCGCAGUACGAAGCCUGUGUGCACAGGGUGCUGAGCUCCCAGUUCCUGGUCCUGUGCAAGCUGAAGCCCUCUCUGGUGGUCGAGCUGGCCAGAGACCUCCUGGAGUUCCUGGGCAGUGUGAGCAGCAUCCAUAGCAGAGCAAGCAUGGUCACCAGCGUGGUGUGGGCUGUUGGUGAGUACCUGUCAGUGACCUGUGACCGGAGGUGCACUGUGGAGCAGAUCAACAAGUUCUUCGAAGCCCUGGAGGCCCUGCUGUUUGAGGUCACCCAGUCCCGUCCUUCUACCACCCUGCCUAGAUGUCCACCACAGGUUGUCACCGUGCUUAUGACCACACUUACUAAGCUGGCCUCCCGGAGCCAAGACCUAAUCCCCAGGGUCUCUCUGUUACUGUCAAAGAUGAGAACCCUGGCCCAGAGCCCAGCUUCCAACUGCUCACAAGUUGAAGAGGGCGCAGAAGCCAUCCGUACCCGGGCCACAGAACUGCUGAACCUGCUGAAGAUGCCCAGCGUGGCCCAGUUUGUGCUCACACCGAGCAUGGAGGUGUGUAGUCCCCGCUACCACCGUGACAUCAACACGGCCUUGCCUCUGGCCCUGGGCAUGGUCACCCGGCUGAUGGAGAAGGAGGCCGGCCUCCUGCCAGGGUGAAGGGACAGUGACCGGGUGGACACUGACUUGCACAUUAAGAGCCUAGGGCACCAGCAAGGUAUUAGGGACAAGCUGCUGGCUUUAGUGACAAGAGGAAUUCAGCAAGUCCUGGGCAAGGUGGGCUUAGUGCCCUCAGUGGCAGACUUAUCCCUUUUUUAGCUCCUGGGGCUGGUCCCUAAGCUCUUGGCUCUGGUGGCUGAGUUGGGCUGUAGCUCUUUUCCUGGGCUGGAUGGAACUGCUUGGUUUGUCCUGUUGUCCUUAUGUCUGGACAGUAUUUUUAUACAGCAAAAAUAAAUAUCCCUUACACAGUG
Messenger RNA from Nycticebus coucang (slow loris), 3653 nucleotides. It is a transcript of the gene AP5Z1, whose product is annotated as adaptor related protein complex 5 subunit zeta 1. Lineage: Eukaryota; Metazoa; Chordata; Mammalia; Primates; Lorisidae. The coding region runs from base 841 to 3342 and encodes 833 amino acids. The transcript has 17 exons. Gene Ontology annotation, cellular component: AP-5 adaptor complex. The record is from RefSeq and is a predicted model, not a curated record.